Plasmodium gonderi is the source of this 1098-nucleotide messenger RNA. Its product is annotated as mitogen-activated protein kinase organizer 1. Gene Ontology annotation, cellular component: catalytic step 2 spliceosome. Gene Ontology annotation, biological process: mRNA splicing, via spliceosome. The record is from RefSeq and is a predicted model, not a curated record. Gene Ontology annotation, molecular function: protein binding. Lineage: Eukaryota; Apicomplexa; Aconoidasida; Haemosporida; Plasmodiidae. The transcript is spliced from 7 exons. The coding region runs from base 1 to 1098 and encodes 365 amino acids.
AUGGACAUUGAUCUCACUUUCAAAGCUGCUGGGAAGCUCUCCGGUCAUAAAGCGUGCAUAACGAAAAUUUUAUUUAGCAACGAUGAGAACUAUAUCGUGAGUUCAAGUUUGGACAACACUAUUUGUCUCUGGAAUGUAAACACACACUUACACAUAAACACAUACAAAGAUGUGCACAAAAAGGGAAUAAACGAUAUAGCCCUUUUCCGAGACAAUACGAAAAUUUUCUCAGCAGGAAAUGACGCACACAUUUACCUUUGGGAUACCCUCUCUAACAAAAUUUUAAAUAGGAUUUACAUUAAUGACAAGGUAAAUGUAAUCAAGCUAAGUAACAAUGAAAAACUUCUCUUUUGUACCAAAAAUAAUUCAGUUAAUGUUUACGAUUUUAGGGAGAGAGAUUUCAAGAAAAAAAACACACCUUUACAAGUGCUAAGUGAAGCCAAGGACUCUAUCUCUGACAUCUUGGUAGACGAUUUCGAAAUCUACACAUGCAGUAUUGACAAUUUGUUGAGACUGUACGAUUUGCGAAUGGGAAAAAUCCUAAGCUAUGACAUGAAUUCGUCCAUUCUAAGUAUUGACGUAAGCAAUGAUAAGAAUUAUUUUUGUGUAAAUUUGAUAGAUAACAGUAUCAAGUUGGUUGAGAAGAAUGGGGGAAGCGUCCUGGGUCUGUACAAAGGCGACAUGAACAACUGCCAUCGAAGGAACAUAAAAUUUGACAAGAAAAAUAAAUACAUCCUGUCUUGUUCAUAUAAAAACGAAUUGCUUGUUUAUGAUAUUGUAAAGAGUAACAUCAUUAACAAUACAACUUUUUACCGGAAUCUGCAAUAUGAAGAAAAUCUAGAUAUUUACAAAAAUACAUAUAUUAAACUACCCAUAGGAAAACCGACAUACUACUUAAAUAUCAAUAAAAAUAUAUUAACAGAAAAUUCCUAUAUCAACAAGGGGAAAUAUGACACUAUUCUCAGUAAAUACAAACAUUAUGGGACGAGAAAGCAAGUACAAUCUGCUGAUGAGGACUUUCAAAAUGUAGAUAAUAAGUUGGUUUGUGGUGAUAUGGAUGGAAACAUACAUGUGUUGCAGUUGUAUUAUGAUGUCUAA